AUCAGGUGUGCUUCCAACAAAUCUUGGUAGCUGUGUAAAACUGGAGAGACUGUUCUUGGAUGGCAAUAUGUUCCAAGGGCCCAUUUCUUCAUCUUUGAGUUCAUUGAAAGGUCUUAUAGAACUAGAUAUAUCUAGCAAUAAUCUGUCGGGUGAAAUUCCAAACUUUCUUGUGAGCUUUGGGUCAUUACUAUAUUUAAAUAUUUCUUUCAAUAAUUUUGAGGGUAUGAUACCAAUUGAAGGAGUCUUUAAGAAUGCAAGUGCUAUAUUCGUUGAGGGAAACAAUAAGCUUUGUGGAGGCACCCCUGAGUUACGGUUGCCCAGAUGUAACUCCAAAACAUCCAUCAAGAGAUCGGCCGAUACUCUAAAAUUGAAAUUUGCGAUUCUUUUUUCAAUUUUUGGAGUGAUUUUGGUGGUUUCUUUUCUUUUUAUUUUGUGGUUUAGAAGGAAAAGAGAACAGACAAAGGCAACUUGUGCAGAAAAUCCACUUUCAAUGUUAUCAAUGUCAUACCAAAGCAUUUUAAAGGCAACUGGUGGAUUAUCACCGGAAAAUUUGGUUGGUUUUGGUAGCUUUGGUUCGGUAUACAAAGGAAUUUUUGAAGAGAGUGGAGUUGUUAUUGCCAUUAAGGUGCUUAAUCUUCUAAGUCAUGGAGCUUCCAGGAGUUUCAUGGCUGAAUGUGAGGCUUUGAAGAACAUCAGGCAUCGGAAUCUUGUCAAAGUAUUAACAGCAAUUUCAGGGGUCGAUUAUCAAGGGAAUGAUUUUAAAGCAUUAGUUUAUGAGUUCAUGCAAAAUGGGAGCUUGGAAGAUUGGCUCCAUCCUUCUGUUGGCAUGAAUGUGGUACAGGAGGCACCAAAAAGCUUAAAUUUUUUUCAGAGAUUGAAUGUGGCGAUUGAUGUUGGUUGUGCACUGGAGUAUCUUCAGCAUCACUGCGAAACACCAGUCGUUCACUGUGACCUUAAACCAAGCAAUGUUCUACUUGAUGAUGAAAUGGUUGGCCAUGUUGGUGAUUUUGGACUAGCAAAAUUCAUUGCAUCAGACCUGCAAAAUAACACUUCAAGCCUGUCAAGCUCCCUUGGGUUAAGAGGAACAGUUGGUUAUGCUCCUCCAGAAUAUGGCUUGGGAAGUAAUGCGACAACAUAUGGUGAUGUGUACAGCUAUGGCAUUCUUUUGCUGGAGAUGUUUACAGGGAAAAGACCUACUGAUGAAAUGUUUACAGAGAAUCUGAACCUUCAUUACUUUGUUAAAACAGCUUUGCCAGAUCGAGUAGCUGAGAUUACAGAUCCCAUUCUUCUUCAAGAAAGUUUCAAUGAAAGCAGCCGAAACGUUAACAGACUUCUUUGGGGCUUGAAUUCUAUAUUUGAAAUUGGAGUUGCCUGUUCUUUUGAAUUGCCAACUGAACGAAUGAACAUGGCUAAUGUUGUUGCUAAGCUUUGUUUUAUAAGAGACAAUCUGCUUCCAACUCGAUCAUUAAGAACAAGAGGUACUAAUAUUAUUUUAUCUGAAGUAAUUUAAACAUUUUUGUCAAAAUCUUCCAUCCUUUAUGACCUAUUUUGAAGGUUUAAUUAUUUCCU
Messenger RNA from Durio zibethinus, 1569 nucleotides. RefSeq names its product LRR receptor-like serine/threonine-protein kinase EFR. Lineage: Eukaryota; Viridiplantae; Streptophyta; Magnoliopsida; Malvales; Malvaceae. Gene Ontology annotation, biological process: protein phosphorylation. The record is from RefSeq and is a predicted model, not a curated record. Gene Ontology annotation, molecular function: protein kinase activity; receptor serine/threonine kinase binding; ATP binding.